UCUUCAGCAGAGAAGGACAACCUAGGUGAGCAUGCCCAGCCUUCCCCUGCUGCUGCUGCUCUGGGGCGUGGGGGUUCACGUCUUCAUAGCGCCUGCUGAAACACGAGAGCGAGAUGCCACGAUGAUCCAGAAAUAUCUACAAAAGUACUACAACUUGAAGACUGGAACCAACAAAUCUGGAGGGCAGAGAAACAGCGGUUUAGUGGUUGAGAAGCUGAAGGAAAUGCAGAAAUUCUUUGGGCUGAAGGUGACUUGGAGGCCAGAUGCCGAGACCCUGCACAUGAUGCAGCAGGGCUGGUGUGGGGUGCCCGACGUGGCUCCCUAUGUCCUCACUGAGGGGAACCCUCGAUGGGAGCACACAGACCUGACCUACAGGAUUGAAAAUUACACACCAGAUCUGCCAAGAGCAGAGGUGGACCGUGCCAUUGAGAAAGCCUUUCAACUCUGGAGUGAUGUCUCACCCCUGAACUUCACCAAGAUCUCUGAGGGUCAAGCAGACAUAAUGUUAUCCUUUGGGGAGGUAAAUCAUGGCGAUAAGUCCGACUUUGGCAGAAUCAGAAGCCCACUUCCUCAUGUGUUCCCGCCAGGAAGGGGCAUGGGAGGAGGUGUUCAUUUUGAUGAGGAAAAAACAUGGACCGAUGACUUCAGAAACUACAACUUGUAUUAUGUGGCGGCACAUGAGUUGGGCCAUUCCCUUGGACUACUCCAUAGUGAUGACAUUGGCUCUUUGAUGUUCCCCAGAUACGUCUACUAUGGUGAUGCCCUGCUGUCUCCGAAGGACAUCGAUGCCAUCCAGGCCAUCUAUGGACCUUCCACAAAUCCCAUCCAGCCGAAAGAACCGCCAAUCCCACGAGCCUGUGAUAGCAAGUUAACAUUUGAUGCUGUCGCCAAAAUUCGUGGAGAAUCAUUCUUCUUUAAAAACAUGUUCUUCCUAUGCACAGGUGUCUUCUACGAAACACUGGAUCCCGAUGUCAUUUCUGACUUAGGUAACGGAGUAGACGCUGCUUAUGAGGUUGCUAGAAGAGAUGAAGUUUUCUUUUUUAAAGGUGGUAAAUACUGGGCCAUCAAGGGGCACCGGGCACUCUAUGGCUAUCCCAGGGACAUCUACAGCUCCUUCGGCUUCCCCCAAAGGCUGAAGAAAAUCGAUGCUGCCGUUCACGAGGAGGAGACUGGGAUGACGUACUUCUUUGCUGCCAGCGAGCUUUGGAGGCAAAGACAGGCAGAUGGUCAGAUCACUCAGCGGAAGGAGUUGCCUUUUCAAAAAUCAUUCUCAAACCCUGCAGAACCUCCAUCCUCCCUUGGUGAAUGGACGCAGCUAGACCAAGAGUCACUCGGAAGCCUCUCUGUUAUCGUCACGCCAUGUCUGUCCUUGCGAGGCAAGGGACCUGUAGGAUGGAGUUGAAAAGGACGACAGAAAGCGGGAACAGAAAGGAACCUUCUUUCCCACGGUAUGAUGAGAACACACAGUCCGUGGAUGCGGGUUUUCCCCAAGAGACAACUCAAGACUUUCCCAGAAUUGGCAAAAAAGUUGAUGCUGUCUUCCAAGAUGGAGGAUUUCUAUUUCUUUCGUGGAAAAAGGCAGUACAAAUUUGAUCCUAAAACCAAGCAAAUUUUGACUGUCCUGAAAACCAACAGCUGGUUCCACUGCAGAAGUAAAUGAUGAUUGACUAUCACACAGGAGAAAAGAAAAAAUACCCCUGAUGAGCCCAGGGGAGGUGUUUCCCUGAGGACCCAGAUAUUUCAGUAUUUUAUUCUUGUCUCUCGACGAUACUGAGGCACAGGCAUAUGAGUACAAUCUGAUUUAACCUCGAUCUGGAGAUAGUCUGGGUUAACGAGAUUGUACUCCUUCACGAACUUCCACACCUUAGCUUGACCUGAGUGCUGAGGGUCUCAUGGCUGUAGCUCAUCCCUAGGUUUACCUACAGAAAAGCUUUUUGUCAAUAUUCUAUGAUAUGUUAAGUAAUUAUGCUUCUCAAGAUAACACCUUCUCACAUGUUGUGUCUGUAAGGCUAGGCAAGCUCACCAUGAAGUUUGUGGGAGGACAUGUACAGAGUUUCAAGCACAUUCCUUUCUCAUGGUGGAGGCAUCACCUGAGGGGAAAGGGCUGGUUAUUGACCCACCUCUCUGGUUUUGACUACAAACUAAGCCUUAGGUCAAAUAACGGAACGGA
This is a messenger RNA of Prionailurus viverrinus (fishing cat), 2170 nucleotides long. Its product is annotated as interstitial collagenase-like. Gene Ontology annotation, cellular component: extracellular matrix. Gene Ontology annotation, biological process: collagen catabolic process; extracellular matrix organization; proteolysis. The record is from RefSeq and is a predicted model, not a curated record. The transcript has 10 exons. NCBI's taxonomy places the organism in Eukaryota, Metazoa, Chordata, Mammalia, Carnivora, Felidae. Gene Ontology annotation, molecular function: zinc ion binding; metalloendopeptidase activity. Bases 32 to 1402 code for a protein of 456 amino acids.